UGCUGCCUCCUCCCGUGGGGGUUAGGGGAGAGGGAGGGGGUGUCUCUCAGCCGAAGCACCGCGGGCUUGGAAGCGGCUUCCGCCGGAGAGGAAGAAGGGGGCUGUGGCGGUGGCCCGAGUUCUUUUGCCCGAAAAUGGUUUUCACAGUCUUGAAAACAUACUAUUCAUGCUGAUGGGACAAGAUCCAAUAUGAAUGUAAGUGAUGGAGGAAGACGACGCUUUGAGGAUAAUGAGCACACAUUACGUAUAUACCCUGGGACAAUUUCAGAAGGAACAAUUUAUUGUCCAAUUCCUGCCAGAAAAAACUCCACGGCUGCUGAGGUGAUUGACUCUCUUAUAAACAGACUUCACCUAGACAAAACAAAAUGUUAUGUUUUAGCAGAGGUAAAGGAAUUUGGUGGAGAAGAAUGGAUACUCAAUCCAACAGACUGUCCAGUUCAACGAAUGAUGUUGUGGCCCCGAAUGGCUUUGGAAAAUCGCUUGAGUGGAGACGACUAUCGCUUUCUUCUGAGAGAAAAAAACCUCGAUGGGUCAAUCCAUUACGGUAGCCUUCAGUCAUGGCUACGGGUAACUGAAGAACGCCGCCGCAUGGUGGAGCGAGGUUUUCUUCCACAGCCUCAACAGAAAGACUUUGAUGAUUUAUGUAGCUUACCAGAUUUGAAUGAGAAAACUCUCCUGGAAAACCUGCGCAAUCGCUUUAAGCAUGAAAAAAUUUAUACCUAUGUUGGCAGUAUUCUAAUAGUUAUUAACCCAUUCAAAUUUCUUCCUAUUUAUAACCCCAAAUAUGUCAAAAUGUAUGAUAACCACCAGUUGGGAAAACUUGAACCCCACAUAUAUGCCGUGGCUGAUGUAGCUUAUCAUGCUAUGCUUCAGCACAAAAAGAAUCAGUGCAUUGUGAUUUCAGGAGAGAGUGGUUCUGGGAAGACCCAAAGCACAAACUUUCUUAUUCACCACCUUACUGCCCUUAGUCAAAAAGGAUUUGCCAGUGGAGUAGAGCAGAUUAUUCUUGGAGCCGGACCUGUACUUGAGGCUUUUGGAAAUGCAAAGACAGCUCAUAAUAACAAUUCAAGUCGUUUUGGCAAGUUUAUUCAAGUGAAUUAUCAAGAAACAGGCACGGUACUUGGUGCCUAUGUUGAAAAAUAUCUCCUGGAGAAGUCUAGACUUGUUUAUCAAGAGCAUAAUGAACGGAACUAUCAUGUAUUCUAUUACCUCCUGGCAGGAGCAAGUGAAGAAGAGAGAUUGGCAUUUCAUCUUAAACAGCCAGAGGAAUAUCAUUAUCUUAAUCAGAUAACAAAGAAACCCCUCAGACAGAGCUGGGAUGAUUAUUACUAUGAUUCUGAGCCGGAUUGCUUCAUGGUGGAGGGAGAAGAUUUGAAGCAUGAUUUUGAACGCUUACAAUUGGCCAUGGAGAUGGUAGGAUUUCUUCCCAAGACACGAAGACAGAUAUUCUCCCUUCUCUCAGCAAUACUGCAUUUGGGUAACAUUUGUUAUAAAAAGAAGACGUACCGGGAUGACUGUAUUGAUAUCUGCAAUCCUGAAGUUUUGCCUGUUGUCUCACAAUUAUUAGAAGUUAAAGAAGAGAUGCUCUUUGAAGCAUUAGUUACAAGGAAGACGGUGACAGUGGGAGAAAAGCUUAUUUUACCAUAUAAGCUAUCGGAGGCUGUGACAGUGAGAAACUCCAUGGCUAAGUCUUUAUAUAGUGCACUGUUUGACUGGAUAGUUUUCCGUAUUAAUCACGCACUUCUGAGUAGUAAAGAUUUGGAACAUGAUACCAAGACUUUGUCCAUUGGUGUUCUUGAUAUUUUUGGGUUUGAAGAUUAUGAAAAUAAUAGCUUUGAACAGUUCUGUAUUAAUUUUGCUAAUGAACGCUUGCAGCACUACUUUAAUCAGCAUAUUUUCAAGUUGGAGCAAGAGGAAUACAGAACUGAAGGUAUCAGCUGGCACAACAUAGAUUAUAUUGAUAAUACUUGCUGCAUAAAUCUUAUUAGCAAAAAGCCAACAGGACUACUGCAUCUCUUAGAUGAAGAAAGCAACUUUCCACAGGCUACAAAUCAAACACUGUUGGACAAGUUUAAGCAUCAACAUGAAGAGAAUUCUUAUAUUGAAUUUCCAGCUGUGAUGGAGCCUGCAUUUAUCAUAAGACAUUAUGCUGGAAAAGUAAAAUACGGGGUAAAGGAUUUUCGAGAAAAAAAUACAGAUCAUAUGCGUCCAGACAUUGUAGCUCUUCUGAGAAGUAGCAAGAAUGCAUUUAUCUCUGGGAUGAUUGGAAUUGAUCCUGUAGCUGUUUUCCGAUGGGCAGUACUCCGAGCUUUUUUCAGAGCCAUUGUUGCUUUCAGGGAUGCUGGGAAAAGACACAUUCAGAAAAAAAGUGGACAUGACGAUACAGCACCAUGUGCGAUUUUGAAAAGUAUGGAUAGUUUUAGCUUUCUCCAACACCCAGUCCACCAGAGGAGCUUAGAGAUUCUGCAGAGGUGCAAGGAAGAGAAGUACAGUAUAACCCGGAAAAAUCCAAGAACACCUCUUUCUGAUCUCCAGGGCAUGAAUACGCUAAAUGAAAAAAACCAACAUGAUUCAUUUGAUAUUGCCUGGAAUGUUAGAACUGGCCUUCGCCAGAGCAGACUACCAACUAGCACUUCCUUGCUUGAUAAAGAUGGGAUAUUUGCUAAUUCAGCAAGCAGCAAACUCCUGGAAAGAGCUCAUGGAAUUCUCACGAGAAACAAAAACGUCAAAUCUAAGCCUGCCCUUCCAAAACACUUGUUGGAGGUAAAUUCUUUGAAGCAUCUGACAAGACUGACUCUUCAGGAUCGCAUUACCAAGUCCCUUCUUCACUUGCACAAGAAGAAGAAACCUCCCAGUAUCAGUGCCCAGUUUCAGGUAUCGUUAAAUAAGCUGAUGGAGACACUUGGUCAAGCAGAACCGUAUUUUGUAAAAUGUAUUCGCUCUAAUGCUGAAAAGCUUCCCUUAAGAUUCAGUGAUGCAUUGGUACUAAGACAGCUUCGAUACACUGGGAUGCUGGAAACAGUUCGAAUUCGCCAGUCAGGAUAUAGCUCCAAGUAUUCUUUCCAGGAUUUUGUGAGCCACUUCCAUGUGCUUCUUCCACGAAAUAUUAUUCCAUCCAAAUUUAACAUUCAGGAUUUCUUCAGAAAAAUAAAUCUUAAUCCUGAUAACUAUCAAGUUGGGAAAACAAUGGUCUUUCUUAAGGAGCAGGAACGACAACACUUACAAGAUCUGCUUCACCAAGAGGUGCUUCGCAGAAUCAUACUGUUGCAACGAUGGUUUAGGGUCUUACUGUGUAGGCACCAUUUUCUCAAUUUGAGACAGGCCUCUGUUAUUAUCCAGCGAUUCUGGAGGCAUUACGUAAAUAUGAAGCAAGCCAGAGAUACAGCUGUGGAGAAGAAUGCUUUUGCUAAGGACAGUGCAGCUGUCCUUCUCCAAGCUUCCUGGCGUGCUCACUUGGAGAGGCAGCGCUACCUGGAGUUGCGAGCAGCAGCCAUCAUUAUCCAGAAAAGAUGGAGGGAGCUCUAUAGGCUCAGGCAUAUGGCUGCUACCUGCAUACAGGCAAGAUGGAAGGGCUACCUACAAAGUAAAAGAUACCAACAACAAAAGAACAAAAUUAUCCUUUUGCAGUCAACAUGUAGAGGAUUCAGAGCAAGACAAAGAUUUAAAGCGUUAAAGGAGCAACAGCUGAAAGAGACAAAACUAGAACAUGGAUUGGUGCCUCUAAAGGCACAUGGAGCCCUGAAAAUUCAUGGCUCAGACCCAUCAGAGUGGGAGGACUGUUCCUUUGACAACAGAAUAAGAGCUGUAGAGGAACGCAAAUCUAUAAUAGAGAGUGAUCGAAUCAGCCGGGAGAGUUCAGUUGACUUCCCAAAGGAGUCUCCAGACAAGCAGCAGGAGCGAGCCAGAAGCCAAAGUGGUACUGACUUGCAGGAAGAUGUGAUUGUAAGGCAGAGGCCCAAGUCCUUAGAGGAUCUCCAUCAGAAAAAAGUGGGCCGAGCCAAAAGAGAAAGUCGAAGAAUGAGAGAACUAGAGCAAGCUAUAUUUAGCUUAGAGUUGUUGAAAGUCCGUUCUCUUGGUGGUGUGUCUCCUUCAGAGGAACGUAGAUGGUCUACAGAACUCGUGCCUGAAAGCCUUCAGUCUCCACAGGGUACCCCUGAGAGUGAAAGCUCUCAAGGAAGUUUAGAACUUCUGAGCUGUGAAGAAAGUCAGAAGAGCAAACUUGAGUCCUUAAGUUUAGAUGAAGGAGAAUUGCAAGUUUUAUUCCCUAAGGUAUCGUCCAGCUCAAAAUUUGAUUCACAGGACUGUGCCCCCAGUGCCUCAAGUGAGACUAGCUAUGCAUUGACUAAAAAGGGAGCACCUUCUGACUCAGAGCCUUUGAAGAAUGGGACAAUGAAGGAAAAACUGGUGUGCGGUUCUGAACCCAUUACAUGUAAACCCCAGCUGAGAGACUCUUUUAUUUCGAAUAGUCUGCCUACAUUUUUUUAUAUUCCACAUCAAGACCCUCAGAAAACAAGUUCCCAACUAGAUACAAGUAUCCAAAGAAAGAAGCUAUUAGAAAGAGAAGAUACUGAAAGGACAGUUCUUACUCUGGAUAGCAACAGGGAAGCUAGAAAGUAUCACUUCUCAGCAGAUCAAGUGCUUCCUUUGAAUACAGAUUCUUCCAAUAGUAUGCUUAAGAAGUUAGAGAAGCUAAAUACUGACAAGGAAAAGAGGCAAAAACAAUUACAACAGCAGAAUGAAAAAGAUAUGAUGGAGCAGAUUCGCCAACAGACAGAUAUUUUAGAGAAGGAGCGGAAAGCCUUCAAGAUGAUUGAACAGCCACGAACUGAGGAGUCGCUCUUGGCACCAUCUUUCUAUCAGUCAAAGCAAAAAGUAGAGAGGCCAUCCUCUCUUCAUAUCCCAAACAUCCCAAGCAUGGGAGAACCCAGUGUUCUAGGAUGCCCAUCAUCAGUAACUAAAGAUGCAGCUCUUUUCUCUAAAGACAGUCCCUCUACUCACUUACCCCUGAAGGACCGACCUGCCACUCUGUUCUUUGAAAGACAAGGAAGCCCAUUACAGUCUGUUUCUGUCAAGGAAUUAUCCAAGAUAGAAAGAAUGGGGACCCAACAGAAUAUAGCCCAUAAACUCUCUAAAAAUCGCAUUUCAGAAAGAGAGCACUUUAGGCCAACUCAAUCUUAUUGCCACAAAUCUGAUGACUUUUCUAGAGAGGGAACUACAAGGGCCAUAUUCUUCACCCCAAAGGAUAACGCAAGUGUUCCCCAUGGAAAUCCUCAAGUCCAUAAACAAGAUGAACCAGCUUGGAAACCUAAGUCUGCAGGGCCAGGCCAACGAGAACAGGUUGCCAGACCGGCCCAUAAAAAGAAAGCUCGCAUGGCGCGGACGCGCUCCGAUUUCUUGACUAGAGGUACUUUUGCCGAUGGGGAGGGGGAUACAGAGGAAGAUGAUUACGAUGACAUUAUUGAGCCCCUUCUCUCCCUUGACCAAGAUUCUCACUCUGAGCUAGGGCCUGUAUCCAGCCUGGGUCAGGCCUCUCACAGUGACUCCGAAAUGACAUCACAGAGAUUUUCUUCAGUUGAUGGGCAAGCAAAGCUUCAUAAAGCUGUGUCUCAAGGUGAGAUUACAAAGUUGGCAGUAAGACAGAAGGACGCAGAUUCAGAUUUAAGACCUCAGAGAGCUAAGAUGAGAUUCUGGGCCAAGGGGAAACAAGGAGAGAAGACUGCAAGAGUCAAACCUGCCAUCCAGUCAGAGGCUUCCUUGGUCCUCACUGGCUCAGAUGUGAUUCCUGCUCACCAGUUUCCAGAUGAGUUAACUCAGUAUCACCCAACACCUCCUUUGAGCCCAGAACUGCCUGGUAGUUGCCGGAAGGAGUUCAAAGAAAAUAAGGAGCCUUCUCCAAAGGCAAAGCGGAAGCGAGGAGUAAAGAUCAGCAGUGUGGCCAUGGAUUCUGUGCACUGGCAAAAUGACUCUGUCCAAAUCAUAGCAAGUGCCAGUGAUUUAAAAAGCAUGGAUGAAUUUCUUCUGAAGAAGAUGAAUGACCUAGAUAACGAGGACAGCAAAAAGAUUACGCUAGUGGAUGUUGUAUUUAAAAAAGCCCUGAAAGAAUUUCGGCAGAAUAUCUUCAGCUUUUAUUCAUCUGCAUUGGCGAUGGAUGAUGGGAAAAGCAUACGUUAUAAAGACCUGUAUGCACUGUUCGAACAGAUUCUGGAAAAGACCAUGAGGCUUGAACAGCGUGACUGGAGUGAAUCUCCAGUGAGAGUCUGGGUCAACACUUUUAAGGUGUUUUUAGAUGAAUACAUGAAUGAAUUCAAAACUUUGGAUAACACUGCCACAAAGGUGCCAAAAGCAGAAAGGAAAAAAAGAAGGAAAAAAGAAACAGAUCUGGUAGAAGAACACAAUGGCCACAUCUUUAAAGCCACCCAAUAUAGCAUUCCUACAUACUGUGAAUACUGUUCUUCCUUGAUAUGGAUAAUGGACCGAGCUUCUGUUUGCAAAUUAUGUAAGUAUGCUUGCCAUAAGAAGUGCUGUUUGAAAACAACCACCAAGUGCUCUAAAAAGUGUGAUCCAGAGCUCUCAUCUCGACAAUUUGGGGUUGAAUUGUCCCGUCUGACUAGUGAAGACCGAACUGUUCCUUUAGUGGUAGAAAAGCUCAUCAACUACAUCGAGAUGCAUGGACUCUAUACAGAAGGCAUUUACCGAAAGUCUGGUUCAACUAAUAAAAUCAAGGAGCUUCGACAAGGUCUAGAUACAGAUGCUGAAAGUGUAAACCUAGAUGACUAUAACAUACACGUCAUUGCAAGUGUAUUCAAACAAUGGCUUCGUGACCUUCCCAAUCCACUCAUGACUUUUGAACUCUAUGAGGAAUUUCUUCGAGCUAUGGGCCUUCAGGAGAGGAAGGAGACAAUCCGUGGUGUGUACUCUGUAAUUGAUCAGCUCUCCCGAACUCAUCUCAAUACGCUGGAACGCCUCAUCUUUCAUCUAGUUAGGAUUGCUCUACAGGAAGACACUAAUCGAAUGUCUGCUAAUGCUUUGGCCAUUGUGUUUGCACCUUGCAUUCUUCGCUGCCCCGACACCACUGACCCACUGCAAAGUGUACAAGACAUCAGUAAGACUACUACCUGUGUAGAGCUGAUUGUUGUGGAACAGAUGAAUAAAUACAAGGCUCGCCUCAAAGACAUCAGUAGCCUGGAAUUUGCUGAAAAUAAGGCAAAGACCAGACUGUCACUGAUUCGCAGAUCAAUGAAACCUGUACUAAUUGCAGUUAGAUUUAUGAGCAUUACCCGCAAUUCAGUCUCGGGAAAGGGGCAUAUCCGCCGGAACUAUCCAAGUCCAUCCUCUCCUGUCAUAGUUCGGUUGCCUUCCAUGUCUGAUGUCCCAGAAGAGGCUUUGACUAGUGAGACGGCCAUGGAGACUGAUAUUACUGAGCAGCAGCAAGCAGCUAUGCAGCAGGAGGAAAGAGUACUGACUGAGCAGAUUGAGAACCUACAGAAAGAGAAGGAAGAGCUGACAUUUGAGAUGCUUGUAUUGGAACCCCGUGCCUCUGAUGAUGAAACCCUUGAGUCUGAGGCCUCUAUUGGGACUGCAGACAGCUCAGAAAAUUUGAAUAUGGAGUCUGAAGGUGCCAUCUCUGAGAGAUCAGAGAGAAGCUUAGCUCUCAGCUCCCUGAAGGCAGCUGGAAAGUCUGAACCUUCAAGCAAGUUGCAAAAACACCUAAGAAAGCAGCAAGAUUCUCUGGACUCAGCUGACUCGUCAGCCUCUUCAUGUUUAUCAUCUCAUGGCACCAGAAAACGAUUUCAGAUUUAUUCCAAAUCUCCAUUCUACCGAGCUGCCUCAGCUGGUGAGGCCCUAGGAAUGGAAGGACCAUCAGGUCAAACCAGAUACCUAGAAGACAGGCCUCAGUUCAUCAGCAGAGGAACCUUCAACCCUGAAAAGGGCAAACAAAAACUAAAGAAUGUGAAAAACUCACCUCAGAAAACCAAAGAGACCACAGAGGGGAUAGUCACGUCUAACCGUAAGAAAACUGUGGACCCAGACAGCAGCUCAACCCAACAGCUAGCACUCUUUGGAAAUAAUGAGUUUAUGGUCUGAAGCGACAAGUGUGUGUCCCUUCAUGGCUAGAAUUGUGAACACAUCUCAUCUUUGGGGCUCUCCUGGUCACCUUGUCCACAACAGUCAAUCUUAAUUGUGGUACUGCCUCUUGUGUCAGCAUAUGAUGAUGUGUGCUGGGUUCUUGGGCCUCCUCCAGAAGUGGCCUCUUGAAGCCUGCUGAGGAUGGUGCCAGCUGUGCCUUGGCUGCUGUGUUUGAAUUGAUGGUUCACUAAACUAAGCCACCUAUAACCUGGGGGUUUCAGUCAGCAGUUGCCUGUCCUCUGCUCUCCUUCCUUCCCCUUCCCAGAGACAGAUGUUAACUAGGGGGAAUAUUGUGGUCCUGAGGGACCCUCUGAUACUAGCAUUUGAAGAAAACAUAGAAACCUUUAUUAACCAUGAAAGCAAAAGCCUUUGGGAUUUAUUUUGGGAUAGUUAGGAGCUAGGGUAGAAUAUAAUUUUUUCCAAGGAUUUAUAAGCAAAACCCUAAGCCCUCUAUUUUAAAAUUAAAUUUUUUGAAAAACACUCCAUGCUAUAUUCUUGGGAAUGUGAAAAAACUAUUGUCUCCAUUAAGCCAUCAGAGCAUGUCUCAGAUACUUGUUUAUACAACAAAGAGCACAUGCUUUGUUUUUGAUAAUGUUGAAGUCAUAAUUAUUAGUGCUGGCUUAACUCCCAAUUAGUUCUUGCCAAAUGUAUUGCAUGGGCUGAAGUUUCAGUAGCCAUACUGUUCUGAAAGUCCCUGAUCCUAGGAUCCAACUUUGCUGGUAUUUUGUUUUUUACUGUCACAGGGACACUGAGCUUUCAUCCUAAUGGGUCUUGGUGUUUCACUUUGUAUAGAUGAAAUGCAAGACCACAUAUGAGCCUAUUUAUCUGUUGGUGGGAUCCCACCACAAACUCAAAUAAUGAUUAUUUAAUCACUCCUCCCAAAACAUUCACAUACAACAUUGCAUGAGUAAGUGUUACAGAAAGCUGCCAAAAAUAAAGUUUUAAUAUGACCUAUUUAACUUUUAUCUUUUCCUGAGACCAUCAGUAUUAAAUAGAUUUUAAAAAUCAAGGACUACUUGAAGCUAUUUUUGUUAAUAUACUGGUUACUGAAGUUUACUGUAAAUAUAUAUGUAUAGUAUGCCUAGUUCUUUUAAACCUUGUGCUUCCCUUCUUCCCAUGGAGUCUCUUCCGCAUUAGGGCCCACUGGACAGGGCUGAGAGCCUCUGGGUUAGGAGAAAAGCAAGACCAUACUUUUCAUCACUGGUGGUCUGCAUACAACUAAGUUAUAACAUUUGAAGUGUUACAGAAAUUGAGGGAUUAGAAACCUGUUUUUGCUAUUUAUAAUGUCUGUAAAAUGAAAAAUAAUGGCCUUUCUUAAGUAUGUGAAAAUGUUUAUUUUUAAAGUUACUAAAUACAUCUUGUCUAACUACCACAUGCACUGUUCUAAAAAAGAGCCUUUACCACCUCAACCUGAAUUUGGUUAUUCUUCCCUUUCUUCUUUGAAGUUAUGGAAAUAUGAAGUCCUUUGUUAAGGCAGUCCUGUUACACAGCACUGAACCUCAUGCCACAGCCUCAGUGGUCAUUGGCCAGCCCUAGAGACGGGCUUGUAGCAUCCCUCCACAGAGCAGCUAAGAGUAGCGGGAGGCUUCCCACUGCCUGGCCUGAGUGCAGAAUUGAGACAAGUGAAGGAGUCUGACAAACUCCAGAAGGAUGUCGGCCAGUGAGGAAAUGUUGAGUUUCAUAUUCCACAAGCACCUGCCACCUUGCUCACAAUGUCAUGAGGAGCCGUUAAAGAUAAGGGUGUCAGGAAGUCUCCUUAGGAAACCCUCAGCAUGGCUGUGUCCAGGUGGGGUGCUGCUUCCUCAACCCAUACUAGUUGCACAGUUGCUGUUUUAUCCUGUUGCCCCAGAAUGUUAGUAAAUACCAUGUCAACAAUAGAGUAUUACUCUGUUGAGUAAUUUCCUUUGUUUCAGAAGAAUUGCCUAGGGAACACAUCUUGGCACAUGUACUUCCCACCUCAAUCUUUUUAAAUUUCUUCUUCUGUAAGAUAAGUUUUGGUCUGGUUAAAAAAUAUAUAGACAUAGGUCACUUUGUAGGAAGCAGGUAAUGGAUGCUAAAAGACUAUAAUUUUUCUCAGGGACCUAAAACGUGAAUUUGGAAAAGUUAAAUAAAAAAAAUAGCUUUUCAGUUGCUAGAUUUGUGGAUUUCUAAUCAUUUAACAAGCUGCCAAGACAGAGUGUGGGGAGAGCCAUACAGUGUAGGAAUAUCUCAGCACAUGUAAGCCCCGCUUUGAUUUAGAGGGAGAGAGAGAGAGCGAGUGAGCGAGCUGUUCUCACUGGAUAAUGGGCACUGUCAGCCUGCGAAAGACGUGAAGCCAUAACUCUUCUACUGUCAGAACUGCAUGCUCCAUCUACUUCCGUCUGCCGCCAGGUCCUCCUGUGGCCCAGGUGGCCACCACAGUGCUGUUCUGCCACCAUUGCUCAUGGAUGCAGUGUGUCAGGGGUGUAGCUUUCUGUUGCUUCUCCUGUCGUUUUCUUUGACCUCAAGUGCAUCCAAGAAACCCUGCCUGGCAACAGUGAGUGCGCAUGCACCAAAGCACAGAGCUUUCUAGUUACACCAUGCACUUCUAGUCCCAACAGAACCCAGCUUGUUCUCCACUGCCCGUGAAGGUGGAUAUGGCACUGUGAUUGUGUGGGGACAUGGAAAUGUAACAGAAGCAAAGAAGGGGCAUUUCAUUCUGCAUCACAGGUUGAGGCAAACUAGAGCAAGUUCAGGCAGGGUUCAGGGAGGUAACAUGCUUUCUGUGCAUGUACUUUAUACUUCCUGCCAUUUAGGUUAUUUGGCCCCUCUGGGCUUCUGAAAACACAAAGGGAGAUACAACCCUUAUGGAAUGAGCCUGGCAGGGAAAGACAGAAGGAUCCAAGUUCUGGACGUGGGAUACUUGAGCCCCCUAACCUGUCGUUUGGGAUCCUGUUGUAGCUCUGACCCUGCUGAGAGGUGGUGAAGACAGUUCUGUGUUGCAUGGCAGUCGGACUUCCAAGGCCAAAGACAGGAGGAUCACGGGUGUGUGCUGAUGCGGUGGUCCAACAGGGUUCUGUAGGCAACCUUGGUGUCUGUGGGUUACGUGUCUAACUAGCUAAUGAAUGUGCACCUUUCACAAGCACUUUGCUGAGUAGAGAGAAGAAAGGAUUAUUGGGAAAGUGUUCAAAGACUAAGAAAACUGUAAAAGAACUUCCAGAUGGCUUUCUCAGCCACUUUUUUUUUUCCCCUUGGUGGGGAACUGGGUGUGGGGCCUGCAUCUUUGUGGUAGCACCCCAUCAUUGUUCCCCAAACACCAUGCUGGCCUUGGUACUAAAAUUCUUAGGGAUUUGUAGGAGCCCUGUCUCUUAUUCCCCCAAAGUACUUGUGACCGCUUUUCUCUGGAACUGUGCCCCUACUUAAUUAGAUGUUAAAUCCAUAAAUGAUGGUUGUGCAGGUGGAUCUGUUGGAUGUUAUGGAUCACUUGCUUACAACUUUGCAAAAAAAAAACCAAAAAACAGCCCUCCUGGGUUAUAUAAAAGUUGCACCUCUUAAACCAAGUUAUCUGUAUUUACUAUGGAAAAGGUGUGGACUACAGAUUAGUGUUAUAUUAUUUUAAUGGACUUAAAGUAAUUUAUAAGUAUGCUGAGUGUAAAUUUUUAAAAUACUAUGUAUAAUAAAAGGACAUAUCCUGUGAAAUAUAAUAACAUUUUGCUGUUUAAUAGAAUAAUUCUAUAAGAAGAACGACUUAUCUCGUCCACGGAACCGAUUACAUUCCUGAUGCAGUCAACAGGCACUUUGUAAUUCCCUGUUUUUGGAUGUGGGGGCAAGACAUCUGUAUGAAGUGCGGGUUUGUGUCGCUCGGAAUACACACUGUGCGGCUACACACAGCAGCUCGAUGAACAAAUCCCCUUGGCUCAUUAAAGAACAAAGCUUCCCGAA
Messenger RNA from Jaculus jaculus (lesser Egyptian jerboa), 12027 nucleotides. It is a transcript of the gene Myo9a, whose product is annotated as myosin IXA. Gene Ontology annotation, molecular function: protein binding; ATP binding; microfilament motor activity. The coding region runs from base 190 to 8085 and encodes 2631 amino acids. Gene Ontology annotation, cellular component: myosin complex. The record is from RefSeq and is a predicted model, not a curated record. Gene Ontology annotation, biological process: positive regulation of GTPase activity; intracellular signal transduction. Lineage: Eukaryota; Metazoa; Chordata; Mammalia; Rodentia; Dipodidae. The transcript has 44 exons.